This is a messenger RNA of Hippocampus zosterae (dwarf seahorse), 3095 nucleotides long. RefSeq names its product chondroitin polymerizing factor 2 (gene chpf2). The transcript is spliced from 4 exons. Lineage: Eukaryota; Metazoa; Chordata; Actinopteri; Syngnathiformes; Syngnathidae. Gene Ontology annotation, molecular function: glucuronosyl-N-acetylgalactosaminyl-proteoglycan 4-beta-N-acetylgalactosaminyltransferase activity. Gene Ontology annotation, cellular component: Golgi cisterna membrane. The coding region runs from base 670 to 2964 and encodes 764 amino acids. The record is from RefSeq and is a predicted model, not a curated record.
AUAUUGCGAUAUUUAUAAAUUAUAUUCAUACUCUUAAGGCUUGGCUGAUUGAUUCUUCUAUACAGCUCGCUAAACCUGGCAGUCAACGACGAUGCUCGGCCAGGGAUGAGGAGGAGCACGGAGGAAGUGGCUAGAAGUCUUGAGCGUCGUAGCUAAAAGACGAAAAAGAGGGGAAGAGGGUGAAGGAGACGUGGAUUAGCCGUUUACCCGCGUCCUCGGAUGGGGAAGAAAAAAAGACAUUUAAUUUCCCGGCGAGCGAUGCUGCUAGCGUGCUAGCCCGUCCAGUUGACGUGCGUUCCAUUUUCCGCUGAUACGCUCGCUUAGUUCGACACGCUAGUUAUUCGAUGGCUAUCGGAACAAUUUGACCCCGCCACGGACUAACGUGUUAAUGUGAAAUGGUGGCGGAUGAUGUUAGGUGGUUCUCCCUUUGAACCGCUCGUAUGAGUGUUAUAAACGGUGCCCGCGACCCGACUGCGCCUCGAUGUUGAGCAUCUCACGGGCGUUUUAUCGGCGGGCCUAAUGAACUUGCAAAGGAUACGUGGAAGCUUGGCAAGCUGAUCGGGUGGGUGUUCGUGCUCACUGGCUUCAUUGUAUCUAGCUUCGCGUAAAUUACGUGGUGCGCCUACUUUUUUUCUGCGCUGGGCGAGAAGAAGACGAAGGGAGAAAAAAAUGCGAAUUUCGUCCUUGCUGGCCGUGUUCCGGCCUGCUCUACCGCUGAUCCUGGGGCUGUCUCUGGGCUGCAGCCUGAGCCUGCUUAUGGUGUCUUGGACUCGAGGAGACGCGGACGAUGUUUGCGGAAGCGAGCUGGCCAACGCUGGGAGGUUUCACCUGGCCAGGGGAGACGCUCAGAGCGACGCCAAGGACGAUGCGAGAGGAGGCGAGGGCGGCGAUGAUGACUUCCAGCCGCGCAUCGUCCCCUAUCACAAGGACCCGAACCAGCAGCAGCACAAGAAAGUCCUGAGAACUCGCUACAUCCACACCGAGCUGGGCAUCCGUGAGCGCCUCCUGGUGGGCGUGCUAACGUCGCGCGCAACCCUCAACACGCUGGCGGUGGCGGUGAACCGGACCGUGGCGCACCACUUCCCGCGCACCUUCUUCUUCACGGGCCUGCGCAGCGCUAAGGCGCCGCACGGCAUGGCGGUGGUGGCUCACGGCGACGACCGGCCCGUUUGGCUCAUGUACGAGACGGUGCGCCACCUGCACCGGCAGCACGGCGCCGACUACGACUGGUUCUUGCUGGCCCAGGACGACACGUACAUGCAGGCGGAGCGGCUGAGCGGGCUGGUGGGCCACCUGAGCGCCGGCCAAGACCUCUACAUGGGCCGUGCCGAAGAGUUCAUCGGCGGCGAGGAGAAGGCGCGCUACUGCCACGGCGGCUACGGCUACCUGCUGUCGCGCAGCCUGCUAGAGCGGCUGCAGCCGCACCUGGACGCCUGCCGCAACGACAUUCUCAGCGUCAGGCCCGACGAGUGGCUUGGCCGCUGCAUCAUCGACUACCUGGGACUCAGCUGCGUCGAGGUCCACCAGGAGAUGACGUACCGCUACUUCGAGCUGGGCAAGAACGCCGACCCAGAGCGCGAGGACAGCCCUGCGUUCAAGCACGCCUUCACCGUGCAUCCCGUGUCGGAGCCCAACCUCAUGUACCGGCUGCACAAGCGCUUCAGCCAGAUCGAAUUGGACUGGACCUACGCGCAGAUCCAGGAGCUGCAGACGCAGAUCGGUAACCUGAGCGAGCUGACGCCGGAAGGCGCGGCGGGCGCCACGUGGCCGGUGGGCAUCAACGCUCCGUUCAAGCCCCGCACGCGCUUCGAGGUGCUCAACUGGGACUACUUCACCGAGGAGCACAUCCACGCGUGCACCGACGGCUCGCCCAAGUGCGAGCUGCGCGGCGCCGACCGCGCCGACGUGGCCGGCGUGCUGGAGGCGGCGCUGGAGCGUCUCAACGCGCGCUACCAGCCGCGGCUGCGCUUCCUCAAGCGCCGCCUGCUCAACGGCUACCGGCGCUUCGACCCCACGCGCGGCAUGGAGUACGUGCUGGACCUGGCGCUGGAAGCGUACACGCAGAAGGGCCGCAGCCGGGUCAUCGCCAAGCGGGUGCUGCUGCUGCGCCCGCUCAGCGCCGUGGAGAUCAUCCCCAUGCCUUACGUGACGGAGGCCACGCGGGUGCAGCUCAUCCUCCCCGUCACGGCGCAGGAGCGCCAGCAGGUGGCCGCCUUCCUGGACACGUACGCCGCCAACGCGCUGGACACGCGCGACAACGCCCUCCUCACCGUCCUCUUCGUCUACGACCCCUUCGAGGCGCAGCGCGUCAGCCGCGAGGACGUGUUCGCCGGCGCCAAGGCGGCCAUCGGCGAGGCCGAGAAGCGCUACCGCGACGUCAAGAUCCCGUGGAUCAGCGUCAAGACCGAGGUGCCGUCGCAGGUCAAGCUGAUGGACGUCAUCUCCAAGAAGCACCCGGUGGACACGCUCUUCUUCCUGGCCAGCGUGUGGACCGAGGUCAACGGCGACUUCCUCAACCGCUGCCGCAUGAACGCCAUCAGCAGCUGGCAGGUCUUCUUCCCGGUGCACUUUCAGGAGUUCAGCCCGGCCGUGGUGCCGCGGCCCUCCACCCCGGCCUCCGACCCGCUCCGGGACGGCCACUUCGACCGGCGCGUGUUCGACGAGGCCUGCUUCUACAACGCCGACUACAUGAGCACCCGGGCUAAGAUGGCGGCCGAGGCCUUGGACAACGAGGAACUGCUGGAGAGCAUGGAUGUGUACGACGUCUUUGUGCGCUACUCCGGCCUGCACGUCUUCCGCGCGGUGGAGCCGGCGCUGGUGCAGAAGUACGCCACGCGCCAGUGCAACCCGCGCUUUAGCGAGGAUAUUUACCACAGGUGUGUGCUCAGCAACCUGGAGGGACUGGGCUCCCGCGCGCAGCUCGCCGCCGCGCUCUUCCAGCACGACCAGGCCAGCAGCACUUAGGCCGACGCCGCAUUUGCGCUCUUUUAACUUUUAAAACAAUUCCGGGUUCAAAGUUGUUCUUCAUUUAAACUGAAGCAGUUGUAUUCCAUGUCACCAUUUCAUCAAAAGAAAAUGAAUGAAUAGCAUUUCCA